Messenger RNA from Sphaerodactylus townsendi, 1485 nucleotides. Its product is annotated as glycine-rich cell wall structural protein-like. The record is from RefSeq and is a predicted model, not a curated record. The transcript has a single exon. NCBI's taxonomy places the organism in Eukaryota, Metazoa, Chordata, Lepidosauria, Squamata, Sphaerodactylidae. The annotation marks the transcript as partial.
GGGGGGGGGGGUGGGGGGGGGGGGGGGUGGGGGGGGGGGGGGGUGGGGGGGGGGGGGGGUGGGGGGGGGGGGGGGUGGGGGGGGGGGGGGGUGGGGGGGGGGGGGGGUGGGGGGGGGGGGGGGUGGGGGGGGGGGGGGGUGGGGGGGGGGGGGGGUGGGGGGGGGGGGGGGUGGGGGGGGGGGGGGGUGGGGGGGGGGGGGGGUGGGGGGGGGGGGGGGUGGGGGGGGGGGGGGGUGGGGGGGGGGGGGGGUGGGGGGGGGGGGGGGUGGGGGGGGGGGGGGGUGGGGGGGGGGGGGGGUGGGGGGGGGGGGGGGUGGGGGGGGGGGGGGGUGGGGGGGGGGGGGGGUGGGGGGGGGGGGGGGUGGGGGGGGGGGGGGGUGGGGGGGGGGGGGGGUGGGGGGGGGGGGGGGUGGGGGGGGGGGGGGGUGGGGGGGGGGGGGGGUGGGGGGGGGGGGGGGUGGGGGGGGGGGGGGGUGGGGGGGGGGGGGGGUGGGGGGGGGGGGGGGUGGGGGGGGGGGGGGGUGGGGGGGGGGGGGGGUGGGGGGGGGGGGGGGUGGGGGGGGGGGGGGGUGGGGGGGGGGGGGGGUGGGGGGGGGGGGGGGUGGGGGGGGGGGGGGGUGGGGGGGGGGGGGGGUGGGGGGGGGGGGGGGUGGGGGGGGGGGGGGGUGGGGGGGGGGGGGGGUGGGGGGGGGGGGGGGUGGGGGGGGGGGGGGGUGGGGGGGGGGGGGGGUGGGGGGGGGGGGGGGUGGGGGGGGGGGGGGGUGGGGGGGGGGGGGGGUGGGGGGGGGGGGGGGUGGGGGGGGGGGGGGGUGGGGGGGGGGGGGGGUGGGGGGGGGGGGGGGUGGGGGGGGGGGGGGGUGGGGGGGGGGGGGGGUGGGGGGGGGGGGGGGUGGGGGGGGGGGGGGGUGGGGGGGGGGGGGGGUGGGGGGGGGGGGGGGUGGGGGGGGGGGGGGGUGGGGGGGGGGGGGGGUGGGGGGGGGGGGGGGUGGGGGGGGGGGGGGGUGGGGGGGGGGGGGGGUGGGGGGGGGGGGGGGUGGGGGGGGGGGGGGGUGGGGGGGGGGGGGGGUGGGGGGGGGGGGGGGUGGGGGGGGGGGGGGGUGGGGGGGGGGGGGGGUGGGGGGGGGGGGGGGUGGGGGGGGGGGGGGGUGGGGGGGGGGGGGGGUGGGGGGGGGGGGGGGUGGGGGGGGGGGGGGGUGGGGGGGGGGGGGGGUGGGGGGGGGGGGGGGUGGGGGGGGGGGGGGGUGGGGGGGGGGGGGGGUGGGGGGGGGGGGGGGUGGGGGGGGGGGGGGGUGGGGGGGGGGGGGGGUGGGGGGGGGGGGGGGUGGGGGGGGGGGGGGGUGGGGGGGGGGGGGGGUGGGGGGGGGGGGGGGUGGGGGGGGGGGGGGGUGGGGGGGGGGGGGGGUGGGGGGGGGGGGGGGUGGGGGGGGGGGGGGGUGGGGGGGGGGGGGGGUGGGGGGGGGGGGGGGUGGGGGGGGGGGGGGGUG